AUGCUUAAAGAAUUAAUUUUUCUGACACUUCUACAGUACUCCCGGUCCCUUCUCAGUGAUCCAAUAUGCACAAAUGGAUACACUUUGGUCAAUAACAAAUGUUUGAAGCUUUUCAUUGACAAAGUAACUUAUCAGAAUGCGGAGAGAAAUUGUAUGGAUGUUGGAGCAACAUUGGUGACUGUCAAAAAUGCUAUUGACAACCACGCUAUCAGUACUGUAGCCGGUUCUUCAGCAAACACCAUCUGGAUGGGUCUGUUCUGUUUGGAUAAUGACCCAUCGAAAUGCCUCUGGGAUGAUUCCACUGUAUCUGCGGAGCUCUACAGUAAUUUUGCUCCUGGUUUUCCCCAUGUCGAUGUUGGAAAAUGUGUGUACUACUCUUCCCAAGGAGCAUUGACUGGAAAAUGGAUCAGUGGAGAUUGUGAUAUGGAUAAGCUGGCUUAUAUUUGUGAACUACCAUAUACCCAUGCAGGUUCCAAAUUUUCCAGACGACUGCCAAUACAAUACAACGGCCAUUGCUAUUCCUUCUACGAUGCUCCAUUACCAUUCACCCAAGCUCAAGAGAAAUGCGAAAAAGAAUGUGGAAACCUAGCAUCAAUUCAUUCCCCAAACGAGAACCGUUACCUAGCAACCCUCUCCAACCGUCUGAUUUCGGGAUACAACAUUUAUAUCGGAGGCAUGUGGCCCCUUCCCAACGUCUUCAACUGGAUUGACGGCUCUCAGUGGUCUUAUAACAAUAUAGAUCCUUCCUAUUCCCAUGGCCCUAACUGUAUGACAAUUUCUAACUCCAAAUCUAGCUCCGUAGCUUCUGGAUUCUGGUUUAGUAUGAAUUGCUACCAAGCCAACGCCUUCAUUUGCAAAACGCCCACUGGAACUAAAUGCCCAGCUAAUCAGCCAGUGGUCCAAGUCACUCCAGUCCCUUACAAUCCCUCAUUCUGCAAUAAUAGCAUUCUAUUGGCUCCUGGAGUCAUCUCCUCUCCGGAUUUCCCACUACCGUACUCGGGAUUCCAGUCAUGCACUUAUCAAUUAAGUACCCUUGGAUCGUUCAAUAUUCUUUUGAGGUUCAGUGAUUUUCAAUUGGAAUCUGGGAAGGAUUUUGUGAAGGUUUACGAUGGAUCUAGUGAGAAUAGCAAGUUGUUGGGGAGCUUCACUGGACAAGAGGAUGCGUUUGCAUUGGUCUCGAGUGGAAAUACCAUGUUGGUUACGUUUAAAACUGGAUCUACCAAAGGAUCGGCUGGUUUUAGUGCCAGAUACACACCGUACUCUUUUUCAAGAUAA
Caenorhabditis briggsae is the source of this 1275-nucleotide messenger RNA. Bases 1 to 1275 code for a protein of 424 amino acids. The transcript is spliced from 4 exons. NCBI's taxonomy places the organism in Eukaryota, Metazoa, Nematoda, Chromadorea, Rhabditida, Rhabditidae. The record is from RefSeq and is a predicted model, not a curated record.